This is a messenger RNA of Letharia columbiana, 1716 nucleotides long. RefSeq lists its product as uncharacterized. Gene Ontology annotation, molecular function: mRNA binding. Bases 1 to 1716 code for a protein of 571 amino acids. NCBI's taxonomy places the organism in Eukaryota, Fungi, Ascomycota, Lecanoromycetes, Lecanorales, Parmeliaceae. The record is from RefSeq and is a predicted model, not a curated record. Gene Ontology annotation, cellular component: ribonucleoprotein complex; Ubp3-Bre5 deubiquitination complex; cytosol. Gene Ontology annotation, biological process: protein deubiquitination; ribophagy. The transcript is spliced from 4 exons.
AUGGCCGAUAGUAAGACCGUCAACGGCAACUAUGGGGCUCAAUACCCGUACGGCCAGGCUGAAUCCUUCGUCCCAUCCCAAGGCCUGAUCGCGUCGAAUGGCAAUACCCCAGCCGGAGUAUCUGGUGAAGAUGCGGCUGCUACGACAGCACCGACUUCUUCCGAACCUACUGGCGCCGUUGAAGCCAACAAAGCUCCUUCCAAGGAUGAGGUCGGAUGGUACUUUGUGGAAUCGUAUUACACGACUCUCAGCAAGAACCCGGAAACGCUCUAUCUGUACUACAACAAACGGUCUCAAUUCGUUUCGGGGGUCGAAACGCAGAAAGUUGACGUCUCCGUCGGCCAGCGGGCCAUCAAUGACCGCAUAAAGCAACUGGACUUCCAAGACUGUAAGGUCAGAGUAUCCAAUGUAGACUCCCAGGAGUCUUUCAACAACAUUGUCGUCCAGGUUAUUGGGGAGAUUAGCAACAAAGCGGCCGCGCAUCGAAAGUUUGUCCAAACAUUCGUUCUGGCAGAGCAACCGAAAGGGUACUUUGUACUCAACGACAUCUUUCGGUACAUUCUGGAAGACGAGGAAGAGGAGAUGGAGAACGGGGAGGUACCCGAGGAGGCUGCCCCCAGUCAGGCUCUCGAGCCUGAGCCCGAAUCAACAACCUUGACUAGCUCUGCUGAUCCGGUCCAACAAGAGCACGAUGCCGAGCAGAUUGACAGGAAGCUGGAGGAGGAAGUUUUCCAGAAACCAACGUCAGACGAGGUUCUCCCCGCUGAUGCAACACCAGCGAACGGCCAUACCCCUACUGAGGCCGUUGAUGUUGCUGAGGACGCCCCUGCCGCUGCUCCAGCGGUAAAGGAAGUGGACGAAGAAGUUGCAGAUGCUCCUGAGCAGACAGCAGAGAUAGCGGCCGUCGAGGACGAAGCACAGCCAGAAAAACCUCGGGACCCAGAACCUACACCGAUUGCUUCUCCACCUAAGCCUGCCAAAGCAGCUCCGGUGGAGUCUGCAGCCUCUGCAACAGCUGCGGCACCUCCAAAGCCUGCUGCCCCAAAGACAUGGGCAAAAUUGGUUGCUGCUAACCGCGUCGCUGCACCAGCUGUGCCGAACGGUGCCUCUUCCAGCAAUUCGACUGCCACACCUCCUGCACCUCAGUCCAAAGCCGCUCCAUCCUCCACAAACCGAUCAGUCACUCCUCCAACAACAUCAAAUGAGGAUUCUCCAGCCAAGACACAGCAGAAUGCCAAUAGUGGCUGGCAGAUGGCAGGUUCUGACAACAGUAAGAAGCAAGGCCGUCAGCACUCUCAGUCAGUAUCUGGGAGCCAGGAGAACGUUCUGGGCUACGUGAAGAACGUCACCGACAAAGUUGAUGCGUCUAUUCUCAAGACCACGCUAGCUCAGUAUGGUAAAUUGGUGUAUUUCGAUGUCAGCCGUCCGAAGAAUUGUGCUUUUGUGGAAUUUGCCGACGCAGCUGCCUACAUUGCUGCUGUCGCCGCUAACCCUCAUUCUAUUGGAGGCGAGCAGAUCUACGUCGAAGAGCGCCGACCCCGUGCGAACGCGUAUGGAGGCAACUUUGCGGGAAGAGGGGGGAUGCGUGGUGGUCGUGGAGGUAACGAGGGCCGUCCAGGAAGCAGUUCGGGAAGGGGUGGCUUUCCAAAGGAUGGAGGCCGCGGUGGUUAUUCUCGUGGCGGACCGAGAGGCCGUGGUCAGCCUCCUGCUGCAUGA